AUGGAAACAUCAAGUACCUAUCCUACUUCAAUUACUCUGGAUGUUCAAAGGGAAUUAACAAAAUGUCUUUUUUAUCGUAAGUGGCUCAGGCUGUUAACAACUUCGGUACUGCUUCCCCUGUCGCUAUCGAAUUUUCUUUGGUCGGCGCUCUUAAGAAAGUAUCCCGAGUCUUUGGUGCUCCAAAAAUGUUACAUUAUAUGCUCACUGUUAAUGGGUUUUGUUCAAUUCAUUUGCGAAGCAGUAGUAUUUUUUAGCACGGCGAAUUUAGACGAUCGUUUAAAAAUAUACAACAAGACGGAAUACGAAUUGCCUCAAUAUGAAGAAACAUCUACCACGGCUAAGUCUACCAGUAUUGAACACGUGGAGGAAAACCAUAACGACGACUAUCUAAUACUGAAUGCUUUACUACAUCGCUUAUGCUAUUUAACGAUGUCUGGAUGUUAUACGCCUUUUUUUUAUCUUGUAUGGUGUUUAAAUUCAGAUAAUUAUUCUUACGAACUAACCUGUUUUCUUUUUGGGAUAAUUACUUCUUGUUUUUUUUUGAUGCGUAUUUUUUUCCUGUGGAAUCCCGUCAGAGUAAUAACACAUCCUUUGGUAAUCCAACUUUGA
Messenger RNA from Schizosaccharomyces japonicus yFS275, 609 nucleotides. RefSeq lists its product as hypothetical. NCBI's taxonomy places the organism in Eukaryota, Fungi, Ascomycota, Schizosaccharomycetes, Schizosaccharomycetales, Schizosaccharomycetaceae. The coding region runs from base 1 to 609 and encodes 202 amino acids. The record is from RefSeq and is a predicted model, not a curated record. The transcript has a single exon.